ACAAAACUUGUCCAUUGCACACGCCGCGCCUCGAACGAGAGGCUCUCCAUGACCAGCAGACGCAGACAAUGAAUAGGCGCGUUGGCUGCGCGAGAGGCUGCUCCCCCCUUCGCAGCGCCCUUUCAUGAUGUUUUUCGACCCGGAAUUCCUAGAUCGCCGCCUGGCUGGCAAGGGACUGGAGCCGCUCUCUCAAGCUGCCGAUCCGAGGCGCAACCCGACCCUUUCGAAUCCAGCCCAGCCCCCGACGUCGCGAAUCGCCAUACCUCUCUUCUCGAAGCCUGCAGACUAUGUGCCUGGCAGCGGACCACCGUUGCGGCCAAUAUCCUUGCUUCCCGCAGGCGACUCCACAGCGUACAUCAUCGAGCGUGUCCUGCUUCCUUCUCCUGGGCCUGCGGCGAAUGGCAGGCCUCUGCCGAAACGAAUGGCCUACUUGAUCGGAUGGCGCGACCUGCGCGCUGCGAGCAUGCUCGUCCCCGCAAUGCAGGUCCUGGAGUACGUUGCCCCACGGACGCUGGAGGAGUUUGAGGCAAAGCUGGAACAGGAGGUGGACGACGAGAAGGAGAAGCUGCGGAACGAGCUCAAGUCGGGCGCGGCGGCGCCGCAGAAGAAGAGGAAGAGGGGACGGCCUCCUGCUCACAGCCAGAUAAAGUCUGCCGUUGUGGCAGAGCCCGUAGCUGUGACCCCGACGAAGCCACGGCACAAGAAGGGCGUCAUAAGUCUGUCGACUCCUCAAAAGUCUAGGCUGGCGGAUUUUGAGUGGCUGUCAGAAGAAGAUGGGAGUCCUUCGCGACAGAUAGCUGAGGAGCAGUUUCAGAGCUUGCAUGGCUUUUUACCUGAACCUAUUGAGGAGGGUAGCAGCGUAGCUGGAGACACAACCGACCCUCUCCCCAGAGAUCUUGUGCAUCCCGUACGUGGUGCUCCACAAACAGACAUUCUCCAUCUUGUUGGUAGCGACCUUGUGAAACAAGAACAACAGUCAGCAUCGCCUAAUCCAGAAGUCGCAAGGAUUAAAACUCCUAUUUCCGCUGAUAGUGGGCUGCAGACGCCAGCGACUAAUAAGCACAGCUUACCUACCACAGUGGCUCUGUCCGUUGACGAGAGAAAACGGGGCAAUCAGCCUCUAUGCUUACCUCCAUCUUCAACAUCAUUACCCCCCGUAGUGCAGACAGUACAGACACUACAGAAACAGGCAGAGAAGCAGAACCCUCUGAUCAACCUUGAGAAAGGCGUCAAGGUAGAUCAGAAGCCGAAGCAAUCGAAGAAGAGACGCAGAUCUGAAGAUGGAAGUGCAAGGACUGAGACUCAAGAGGACAACGGUUGGGUGGUGGAGAGGAUAGAAGAUGUUGAAUAUUACGAGGUUGAUGGCCAUGGCUUGGUGAGAUAUUUCAGAGUGAGCUGGGAGGGCGAUUGGCCGCCAGAUCAAAAGAGGACGUGGGAGCCAGAAGAAAACAUCCCAGCCAACCUCGUGCGCAACUUUUUCAAGAAUUCUAAGCAUAAACGAAGAGCCUUGUCAAGGCUAGGCACCGUUGGUCAGAGUCAGAGCCAGAGCCAUCCCGAAGGAACAGGCAGGGCAGCUAAACAGAGUGGCAGCUCUUCACGGAGCGCCCAUAAGCAAGGCUCCUCUCUCAAACAGAGCAAACUAUCGUGGCCCGCCGUCCGUAGGAAGUACAAGAGCGUCAGCGAAGCUUUUGCCGCAGAGGACCAUGACAGCCCCGAGAUGAUGGACGACGGCUACGAUGCCGAGGAAGAAGAGCUCAGUGAGAGCAGACAGAAUGAGUAUUUUGUCGUGACGGAAGAUGGCGACGAUGAUAUACAUGGCCGGAGUCUUUGGCCAAGCGCUGGCCCUCUUUCAACUGCAUUUGGCGUACUCAGGGGGCUGCAAUAAACUGUUUUAUACCCCCCCC
Trichoderma asperellum CBS 433.97 is the source of this 1904-nucleotide messenger RNA. RefSeq lists its product as uncharacterized. The record is from RefSeq and is a predicted model, not a curated record. Lineage: Eukaryota; Fungi; Ascomycota; Sordariomycetes; Hypocreales; Hypocreaceae.